This is a messenger RNA of Vigna unguiculata (cowpea), 1076 nucleotides long. Its product is annotated as Rhodanese/Cell cycle control phosphatase superfamily protein. Gene Ontology annotation, cellular component: chloroplast. The record is from RefSeq and is a predicted model, not a curated record. Lineage: Eukaryota; Viridiplantae; Streptophyta; Magnoliopsida; Fabales; Fabaceae.
GUGAGUUCAACUUCGAAAGAAAACUUGAGCGGAUAGAUGAGUGUCAAUCAAUUUUCAUUUUCAUUUUCUUACAAUGGCAGGAACUGGUUUCUACACCUCCUGUCUUUCCUCUACCAGCAACUUGGGGACAUGUUGGUUGGUAUUAAAAACUCACAAUGCAAGGGCACUGCCAGGGAAACUACCUGGAACUGGUAUGAGAAGAUUGGCGAUAAGAGCAGAAGUGGAGUUUGUGACCGCUGACAAGGCGAGGGAACUUGUAGAAGUGAAUGGGUAUUCUGUUCUUGAUGUGAGGGACAAGAAUCAAUUUGAACGAGCUCACAUAAAAUCUUGUAGUCAUGUGCCUCUUUUUAUUGAAAACAAAGACAAUGAUCCUGGUACUAUUAUCAAAAGACAACUGCACAAUAAUUUUUCUGGGUUGUUCUAUGGGUUGCCAUUCACUAAGCCAAAUCCUGAUUUUGUACAAUCUGUUAAGACCCAGUUUCCACCUGAAAGUAAACUCUUGGUUGUGUGCCAGGAAGGACUGAGGUCUACUGCAGCAGCAGAAAAGUUAGAGAAAGCUGGUUAUGAAAAUAUAGCAUGCAUAAUAUCUGGCCUUCAAACCGUAAAACCAGGGACAUUUGAGUCUGUCGGGUCCACAGAGUUGGAGAAUGCAGGCAAAGCUGGUUUGGUGACAAUCCAAGGAAAAAUCUCAACUGUGUUGGGAACUAUUCUUGUUUGUGCAUAUUUAUUCGUUACAUUCUUCCCUGAUCAAGCAGAGAAGCUAUUCCAAUUGGCCCCUACAGGAUAAGCCUAAAAAUUCCAUUAUAGUCUUUCUUGAUUUUGUUCUUUCCCACUCUUUAUGCAUGUAGAGUAAUUAAGGAACGUGUGAUUAGAAUGAGGAACAAAAAACAGAAGAUGAAAUAUGAAGAAAGUGAUGGAAGAGUUAGUAGCGUGAGUAUGGCUAUAAUUGUUUAGUAUUCUCCGUUGAGAAAUGAGUAUACACAUUUGGAAUGUUAAAGAUACCAGUUAUUUAGAAAUUACACUGCUACUGUAAUUUUCCUUUGAAGAUAGUUCUUUUUCUUUUCUUUGAGAAAAGA